Messenger RNA from Hemibagrus wyckioides, 5487 nucleotides. RefSeq names its product arrestin domain containing 1b (gene arrdc1b). The transcript is spliced from 8 exons. The record is from RefSeq and is a predicted model, not a curated record. Gene Ontology annotation, molecular function: ubiquitin protein ligase binding; ubiquitin-like ligase-substrate adaptor activity. Lineage: Eukaryota; Metazoa; Chordata; Actinopteri; Siluriformes; Bagridae. Gene Ontology annotation, cellular component: cytoplasm. Bases 131 to 1474 code for a protein of 447 amino acids. Gene Ontology annotation, biological process: protein transport.
AAACGGCGUGACAGAGAGAGAGAGAGAGAGAGAGGUGGGAACGCUGCAGGUGCGACGUAACGCGAGACUCCGCACGGAUUAAGCCGAAAUCUCACGCGCCUUGCCUCGCGAGCUGAGCGGCACCGAGACGAUGGGCAAGCUGCAGGAAUUCGAAAUUACGUUCAGCCACAACAAAGUGGUGUACAGCCCGGGAGAGACCAUUUCGGGAACGCUGAGGAUCAUCACCGCCAACUCGCUGCAGUACAAGGCCAUCAAGUUGAACUGUGUGGGCUCCUGUGGCAUCUCCAGCAAGAUGAACGACACUUCCUGGGUGGCGGAGGAGCAGUAUGUCAGCAGCAUGCUCUCUGUGGCUGACAAAGGAACCCUUCCAGCCGGAGAGAACUGCUUCCCUUUUCAGUUUCUCAUACCAACACACGCUCCCACUUCAUUCGAGGGUCCGUUCGGGAAGGUCGUGUACAGAAUCAGGGCUGUUAUAGACACGCCACGCUUCUCUAAGGACUACAAGUCUCAGAGACCCUUCUACCUACUCAAUCUCUUGAACCUCAAUGAGUUGCCUGAUAUAGAGCAACCCAGUUGCGCUGUAACAACUAAGAAGUUCAACUACUUCCUGGUGAAGACGGGGACCGUGAUGCUGAGAGCUCACAGCGACCUGAGAGGAUACACUCCAGGCCAAAUCAUCAAACUGUCCACCGAGAUCCACAACAAAUCAGGAAAAGACACAGGCUAUAUCCUGGCUAGUCUCAUACAGAAAGUGACCUAUAAGAUGAAGAGGCCGCUGUUUGAUUUGCGGACCAUAGCGGAGGUAGAGGGGGCAGGUGUCAAAGCGGGGAAACACGCAGAGUGGAAGGAGCAGAUCAUCGUUCCUCCUCUUCCUCAGUCUGCCCUCGCUGGCUGCAGCCUCAUAGACAUCGAGUACUUUAUCCAGGUUUCACUAAAGUCUCCCGAGACGGUGGUGACUCUGCCCAUCUACAUCGGAAACAUCGCCAUCAACCUGACCCCCACGAGACCGCCUCCUCCAAACCCCCUUCAGCACGGAGCUGCGAUGGCCGCCAUGCCGAGCCUAAGCCCUGGACCCGUGGUACCGAGUGCGCCUCCGGCUGAGGACGACGAGGAUGAGGUGCAAGGAGCAGGAGCGCUAAGCAGCGAGGAAAUUCCUACUAAGAGUCACUCCCAGCAGGACCCCUCAGGCCAGGCCAUCGCCAUGUCACCUGGUGCAUUCAGUCACACUCCGGCCCAAGCUCUUCCUCAGGGUCAGCCAGGCCAGUCAGCCGAGAGCUCGGCACCGCUUUUCUGUGUCUCCACGGGGGCCACCAUUCCCUUUUUCACCGACGGCAACGCCACACCUGUACCCACAACCUGCCCUCUCAUUCUGCCUCCAGAUUAUAGCAACUGCGAAUAUCCGCAUGAACCACCUCCUACAUAUGAGGAAAGCUGCAGCAGUACCAACUCCAGCUUCAACACCAGCAUGACGUAGAUGACAACACUGGGAAAAUGCCUCUCAGUCAAUCUGCAACUUCCCCUGCUGGACACUCCAGGCAUUGCCAUCCUCCCCAAAUAUGACCAAACGUAUUUAAAGGGAACUUGUCCAUUUUUUUUUUCCACUCGAUUUAUAGAAACGAUAUUCCUCGCUCCUUGGUGUGGAGAAAGGGUCUCUGGAUCAGUGCCUAAUCAUGGUCGCAAUCCUGAACUCUGAAACCUGCAUCUGUGAUGCGGUGACAAACGAUAUACGAUACACAGGAUGUGCGUUUGUUAGCCAAGGCUGGCCUUCUGCGACGCUUGUCCCAAAACACACGCUUGUCCGAGUUUCCGAAAGCCCCGUGGUCAAUCUGAUGCUGAUCUGUGAACAUUUCCUCAGGCCCUCCUCAGGCAAUGGCAGGAGGACUCGUUAGAUUUUGAUCAGCACAGUUUCGAGAAAGAUAAAGCUUGCAUACUGAUCCGAGUCUGAAUUUUGUGCAGUCACUGAAUUUUUUUCCCAAUGUAUAUAAAUAUAAAGUAGCUCAUUAUGAUAUUAUUAUUAUUAUUAUUAGAUAUUGGUAUUGAAGGCGUUCGGCAGGACGACUGAGAACCAGCUCUUAUUAUGUAAACACCUGCAUCAGAGGUGCCAACAUCUACGAUUUUCCUGUUACCAUAGCAACAGCACUCGCUAAAAGUCAUCUGAGUGAUUUCCUUCAUUAUAAACUAGUUCAAACAUACAAACUCUUAGUCCCAGAUGUGAAUAUAAACAAUGUUGAGUCUGUAUCAAUACCACAUUUAUUGCAGGAAGCAUAGAUUGCUCUAGAAGCGGGGCCAUUGAAAGUGGGCGGGGCAUCAUGGGCGGUUUUGUUAGUCAUCGUUUCUUACCUAUAUGUGAAAAUGAAACACUUGAGCACAUGUUUGUAAGUUCUCAUUCAUAACCACAGACUUCCUGUGUAAACGUCAUCUUUAAUCCACAGGUCUGCAUAGCAAUGUCAGCGAGUAUGGCUAAUAAAAGUAAAACAUAAAGGUAUUCACGAGUACGGAGAAGUGAAAAGAGCAUGCAGAGAAGAGAGCGGUUCUGUUGUUCCGAGCACUGAGUACCGAGUCGGGUCUUUACUUUGCUCAGUAGUCAAGUAAAUUGAAGCAAAAGAGCCAUGGCCUACAGUAAAAAAAAAUAAAAAUAAUAAUCUUUAUAUGAUUAGAAUUCACUUCGAAUAUAAAAGAGCUGUGUUUCAGUCUAAAGAUAAACUAGAUGUUUGAUAGAAAUUUAUUAUUAUUCAUAUUACUGUUAUUAUUGUUCUUUCUAAUAUUAUAGCUGUGUGUGGUAAGUGUUUAGCAGAAUUAUUUUAAAAUAUAAAAGACUAAAACUUCACUUAUUUUUUCCUAAAAAAAUUUUGAUUCGGUUACUGGCAAAUAAAGCAAAUGAAAAUGAAGGCCAAAUCACUGAAGGGGAAAGGACACAGAGGUGUGAAAGAUGCGUAUUUCCUACUGGAAGGGAAUAGCUUAACUUCACGCUGACUUUAUCUACUCGGAAUUCACGAGCCAAUCCAGAAACCGAGAAACAAAUUGCUUACAGCUGAGUUUUGAAUUAAGAGCCUCCUUUUCCGCUUGAGUAGAAGGUGUUUUUGGGGGUAAAUCCUGCUCGGAUUGUUCCCGUUAGCAAUGUUGGCACCUCUGCUGCGUAUCGACUACAUGCAUAUUUUUUCCUUCUUGAAGAUUUUACGAAGCCCUUCGAUGUUAUCCCAUUAUUCAGAUAUGUUUAUGAAAUACAUGAAUUUUUUCUCUAUUUAAAUGGAAUGAAAAUAUUUCUGGAAGAGAAGAGGAUUUUAAAAUAAAGACCACGUAAUGUUAAAGAAUUUUUUAUUUAAAAAAAUAUAAAAUCUCCUCGCCAUUUCGUAGGUCAGGUUUCUGCAUGUGUUUAUAAAAAUUGACUGAGAGUCUCGGAACAAACCAGAAGAUGUUUCUUUAGCUGGAAUGAAACGCCGAAUGUUCGUGAACCCAGGAUAUACAGGAAAAAAAAUUUCAAUGAAUUUACAAUUGAGGAAGUUUCAGCAUGAAUUCCCAGAGGCCUUAUCCUGCGAUUGCUGUGUAAAACUCUGAUGGUGUUUCUCCAGUAUUUUAAAACAUGUAUUAACCCUUAAGACCCUUAAACUGUUCUCUCUUUUUUUUUUUUAGAAGCUGAAGCACAAAAUGGCACUUUUUUAAAUAGGAUUUGACUCUUUUGUGUGUGUGUGUGUGUGUGUGUGUCCUCCUUCAACCCCUUACAUAAAAUCAGUUGUAGAUUUACUUUACUGUGAUUUUUUCUCUCAUUAUAGCAACUCUUCUGUUUUUUGUUUUUUUUUCUUCUUCAGAUAUUCAGUCAAACACGUUACUCAGUUAUAUUUUCGGAAUCAAACAAAAGUUAUUGCAUGAAAGAGUCUGUCCAUUCCUCUCAUUUCUUUCCUCUGUGUAUAAUUUUCAGUACUGUGAGAAGGAGAAAAAUCGAAAAAGUCUCACAUUUUAAUGAGACUACGCUGGUUGAUCAUCUUUCUAAGCAAAUCACUGUGUUACAAUGCAGCCUCUCCUCAGAUUGUAAAAAUAAAUAAAUGAAUGAAUAAAUAAGGAUUAUGAUUUGAUGACGGAAUUAAAAAUACAAGGGUUGGUAACGGGGGAGAGAGAUAAUAUAUGGGAAAAUUUUAAUAGUUAUAAAGAAAUAUUUUACAUGAACUCAGUUCUAGAGACCAGUCUAUUCUGUUCUAUUCUAAGUAUUAAAGACCUUAUUUGAUGUUUUAUUUUUAAACCUUACACAUCUCGGACACCUAAAAGUCACGGAGGUUUUAACAAGAGUAAAGGUUUUAGAUUUGUAGCGAACUGAUUUGAAUCAAAACGGUGCUCUGUAAGCUCCACUAUGCUAGAACAUUUGACAGUUCUUCCGUUUCCAUUCAAGCUCUACAUGGCCUGAUGUAGCAAACUGUCAUCCAAAUCCAUAUUUUAUUAUAUUACAAAUCUAAAUUACUCUCAGAACUGUAGAACACUACACCGAUCAGACAUAACAUUAUGAGCAGUGACAGGUGAAGUGAAUAACCCUGAGUAUCUCCUCAUCAUGGCACCUGUUAGUGGGUGGGAUAUAUUAGGCAGCAAGUGAACAUUUUGUCCUCAACGUUGAUGUGUUAGAAGCAGGAAAAAUGGGCAAGCGUAAGGAUUUGAGCGAGUUUACAAGGGUUAAAUUGUGAUGGCUAGACCACUGGAUCAGAGCAUCUCCAAAACUUUAGCUCUUGUGGGGUGUUCCCGGUCUGCAGUGGUCAGUAUCUAUCAAAGGUCCUGUAAGUGUCCUUCGAGUCCUCAAAAUUAGUCCUCAAAUUACAGGACUUAAAUGAUCUGCUGCUAACAUCUUGGUGCCAGAUUCCACAGCACACCUUCAGGGAACUUAUAGAGUCCUCAAUGGGUCAGGGCUGUUUUGGCAGCAAAAGGAGGACCAACACAACAUUAAGCAGGUGAUUAUAAUGUUAUGCCUGGUUGGUGUAUAUAUCGAGUUCUUUCAUUUAGAUCCAAGGCACGCAUGCCAACGUCUACAACACAUGCCUUAAAUCUUGGAAUAGUAACUGUGGCAAAAGUGUGCAGAAAAAUGUCCGUUUCUGUCGUUAUGAUAAGAAAUCAAACAUGAUGUUAUAGGGAAAUGAUAAUAGACAAUGAGCAGAAGUGGGGCAUUAUUUUCCAGGAGCAGGACACUCUAAACAUCUUUUAUUCCUCCUUACUGUAUGCAAUUUUUUACAUUCGCAACAGUUAUCAUUUUAUUGUUAUUUUAUUUUGAACAACACAUUCGUUGUCUUUAUCUGUUUAUUGUUACAUUUAAUGUAGUGGAACAUCUGCGAAACAUGUUUAUCACCAGUCUAUUUGUUAAAGGUAAUAGGACAAAUAAAUAAUAAGUUGUUGGGAAAGCCCAAAGUCCAUUACGGAAAACUACAACUGACACUGGAGACAAAAUGAAUGAAUGAAUGAAUGAAUAAAUAAAUAAAUAAAUAAAUAAACAAACAAACAAACAAACAAACAAAC